UAUGUUCCAGGUCCUGAUUUGAGGAUUGUGAUAAUAGGAAAAACUGGUGUGGGGAAGAGUUCCUCUGGAAACACCAUCCUGGGAAAAAAACAUUUCAAAUCUCGUCCCAGUUCAGAGUCAGUGACUGAAACCUGUGAAAUAGCUGAAGCACAGUGGGAAGGGAGAAAUAUUUCUGUCAUAGACACACCAGGGAUCCUGGACCCUAAGAAAUCUGCAGAGAUGAUCAAAAAGGAAAUUGUGAGAUGUGUUGAAGUCUCCAGUCCAGGUCCUCAUGCUUUUCUACUGGUGCUCCAAGUCGGUCGAUUCACGAAAGAGGAGAAAAACUCUGUGAAAGCCCUGCAGGAGUUGUUUGCUCCAAAAGCUCAACAUUACAUGAUUGUGCUGUUUACCCAUGGAGAUGACCUUGAAGAGCAGGAAAUCACCAUGCAGCAGUAUGAACGUGAAGCCAAACCAGAGCUCAGACAAGUCAUCCAAAGCUGUGGAAACAGGUUCCACAUCUUCAACAACAAAAGCAAAGACAGAAAGCAGGUGGAGGAGCUGAUGAAGAAGAUUGAUGACAUGGUGGCAGGAAAUGCUGGCACAUACUACACAAAUGAAAUGUAUAGAGAGGUGGAAGAAAGGAAACAGAAACAAGCUGAGAUGGAGGACGAAGAAUACAAGUUCCUGAGUCAACUGGUAGAGCAGAUUCGAAGUUUUCAUUCACGUCUUAAAAGAGAAUAA
Maylandia zebra (zebra mbuna) is the source of this 720-nucleotide messenger RNA. Lineage: Eukaryota; Metazoa; Chordata; Actinopteri; Cichliformes; Cichlidae. The record is from RefSeq and is a predicted model, not a curated record.